GCUCGCGCCACGUCAGAACUACAAACUGUUAACAUCAUUGUAACACUGAAGAAUAGUCUGUCUGCCUGCACCUUCUCUUUGUUUUCACGAUGUUGUAUUUGUCACUCACCUGUUUGCUGCUGUUGAAUGCAUUUGUGGUGUCUGGGACUGAGAUCACAUUUGAACUGCCUGACAAUGACAAGCAGUGUUUCUACGAGGAGCUGGAGAAAGACGUGAAGUUUGACAUAGACUUUCAAGUUAUUUCAGGGGGCAACUAUGAUGUGGACUGCUUCGUCACAGAUCCUCAUAACAGUGCCUUGUAUAAUGAGAAGAAGAAGCAGUAUGACAGCUUCUCUCACACCACAACUAUGAAGGGAGUCUACAAGGUUUGCUUCAGCAAUGAAUUCUCCACUUUUACACACAAAGUAGUGUAUCUGGACUUCCGCCACGGGAAUGAGGAACCCAUUCUGGACAGCAUGAAAAGAAGCACAGCUCUGACUCAGUUGGAGUCAUCUUGUGUCGCCAUUCAUGAGAUCCUGAAGGUGGUGGCUGACUCACAGACAUGGUACAGGCUGAGAGAGGCACAGGAUCGCACAAAAGCAGAGCACCUGCUGGAGCGCGUCACCUACUGGUCCAUCGGAGAAACCGUCCUGUUGUUUGUCAUCGGCAUCGGUCAAGUCAUGAUGCUUAAGAGCUUCUUCUCUGACAAGAAAGGCUCCGUGGCAGCUACCACUUAAAAACCAAGGUCUCAGUGUGCCCUCAGAAACUCAAGUGGAAGCUUGGUAAUGUGAACAGAUAUUAGCACAUAAUGUUAGUAUUUUCAUCAAAGCCAAUGGUAAAUGGAUAGAUCAAGGGGUUUUCACAUUCCUGUCGGGCAAAACUUGAAUUCAGUUUUCACACAAGUUGUUUUUGUUCAACAACUUUCUACUGAAAAGAAACACCACUCAUGUCUGUGUUUAAAAUGCAGUUGACAUCUUUCAGCCUUUAGAGACUUUAUUUUUAUAGAGGUGGACGAGAGGGCAUGUUUAUUUUGAUCUGCCUAUUAAGUAGCCUAGUUUCACUUAUAAAAGCAGCUUUGUGGAUUUAUAUCAUCUGUAGUGAAAGUUGUAUCACACAUAAAAACCAAAGAGGAAUUGUGUUUAAAUUUGAGUUUUAUUUGUUGUAUAGCAUCUGUUAUGUGUAUUGUUACCUUAAUUUAUGUGUGCAAAAUCAUUAUGAGCUAUGAGAGCUCCGUUUCUCUCAUGUCUUUGUCUGUUUCAUACAGAGUGGCUUAGACAUUUGUUUUUUCCUCAUGUCAACCAAGUUGAAGUUUACUGUUUUAAUUUAAAUACAUAUAACCUGAUAUAUACACGCAACUACUGUUUUUUUUUUUUUUUAUUGGAUUCUCAUUUCUCAUUUAUAUGUUUUACAUUUUCUUCACUGGAAAGUGACCAAGUAUCAACCAGAUAUCAUUUUUUGCACAAAUAGUUUCUUUGACAUUUCCAUUCGAUUUGAAGAAUUUGAAGAUUUAAAAUUAUAUAUUUUUUAAAUACGGUUGUGUAGGUUGUCAGUCAUCCAGGUCAUGAUAGUCUCAAGAACUUGAGUGGAAGGUAACUGGAUGUCUUUUUAGGGUUCUUCAAGGUGUUUCUCACCUCUCAUUUUAGAGGCUUCUUCAGUUCUGACCAAAGGGUUUUCAGAUGAGAUGUGAAACAUCUUCAUUAACCCGAAAGAGGGUUACUUUCAGCUAAUUAUGAGACUAAUCAUGCCAGUAAGUUUAUAGACAUUGUCAAAUUAAAGUUUGGAACUGAG
Molecule: messenger RNA, 1767 nt
Organism: Oreochromis niloticus (Nile tilapia)
Lineage: Eukaryota; Metazoa; Chordata; Actinopteri; Cichliformes; Cichlidae
Gene: tmed3
Product: transmembrane p24 trafficking protein 3
Exons: 3
Coding region: 90-716 (208 amino acids)
Source: RefSeq, a predicted model, not a curated record